This is a messenger RNA of Dermacentor albipictus, 3219 nucleotides long. It is a transcript of the gene pHCl-1, whose product is annotated as pH-sensitive chloride channel 1. Gene Ontology annotation, molecular function: excitatory extracellular ligand-gated monoatomic ion channel activity; chloride channel activity; transmembrane signaling receptor activity. Gene Ontology annotation, biological process: chloride transmembrane transport; signal transduction; chemical synaptic transmission. The record is from RefSeq and is a predicted model, not a curated record. Lineage: Eukaryota; Metazoa; Arthropoda; Arachnida; Ixodida; Ixodidae. Gene Ontology annotation, cellular component: synapse; neuron projection; plasma membrane.
AGGUCCCUGCCAGCAGCUGCGCCACGGGCUGGCCCUGCUCGCGAAGGUCGUGGUGGACGUGAGCCAAAACUAUGCGAGGACACAAAUGCGUUGUAGACGAGCUCCGCGCUGCCGUCGCCUGGCCGCAUGACUUCGCGCGAGCGAUUUCAUUCAGCGCUGACCUCCGGAAUCGCACACUGAGAGCUGCCGUUGUUGUCGCACGGCCAGCUCGGCCGGCAUGCUGUGACGGCUGCGCGAGACCCCCUCCUCGGCGGCGGCGUCAUGCGGCUGCUACCGCUGCUGCUGCUGCCCGCGCUGCUGCUGCUGCUGCCGCCGGCGUCGCCCGUGGCAGCCUCGGCUGACUCGCACCUCAUCAGGUUCCACAACUACACGGACAAGCAGAUCCUCGAUUACCUUCUAGACCCGGUGCGCUACGACUACCGGAUACGACCACAAGAGCGGACCCAAGUCAACGUUAGCGUCCUGCUGCUGACCCUUUCUUCGCCGGACGAGUCGAGCCUGAAAUACGAGAUCGAAUUCCUGCUGCACCAGCGCUGGGAGGACAGGCGGUUGCAGUUCUUCGCCACCGAGGGGGGCGGCAGCCACCUGAACGGCCUCAUACACGAGGCCCGCAUGUGGAAGCCCGACAUCUACUUCCUCAAGCACGGAGAAUUCAAGACCCCGCUGACACCGAUACACAUGGGCCUGCGCCUCUACCCGAACGGCACCGUAAUGUACACGCUGCGACGACACAUGACUCUAGUCUGCCAGGGAAACCUCAAGAUAUUCCCCUUCGACAACCCAAAGUGCCCCUUUGCCGUAGAGAGCAUGUCAUACGAGGAGGGCCAGCUGAAGAUUGACUGGUCACCCACCGAGCCGUCCAUCAACACGGCCACCUCGCUGAGGGCGCACAACGCUUACCUGGCCAAGAACGAGACUGGCUACUGCGACACAAGACACACAUGGAGAGGAAACUACAGUUGCCUACGCGUGCUGCUGGUGUUCACGCGGGACAAGUCUUUCUACAUCAGCACCGUAUUCGUGCCGGGCAUCGUGCUGGUGACCAGCUCUUUCAUCAGCUUUUGGCUCGACAUCAACGCCGUGCCGGCCCGCGUCAUGAUCGGCGUCACCACCAUGCUCAACUUUUGCACUACCACCAACAGCUUCCGGUCCACCCUGCCCGUGGUGUCCAACCUGACCGCCAUGAACCUGUGGGACGGCGUGUGCAUGUUCUUCAUCUACGCGUCCAUGCUCGAGUUUAUCAUCGUCAACUACCUGUACCGAAACCUGGGCCUCAGGAAAAGGGCGGCCGCCGCCGCUCGGCGACCCAGUCGCCCGGCCUCAGCAGAGCCGCUGCGAGUGCCUCCGCUGAGGCACGAGCAUCUCGAGAUGAAGGAGCAGCACCCAAGCACAAACCACAGGGCGAGCCCGGGAGGCCUUUCGGCGGAGCAGGAGAACAGCCUGCUGCGGCCUGCUGCGCCGGGCCUGGCCGGGUUAGACACCAGCGUCAGCGCGACCGAUGAUCUCGGAGGGGGCGAACGGCCCGCGUCGUCCUGCGGCGUCGGCCCCGUGGGCAGCGGCCAGCGGCUGCGCGCCGUCGCCUCGGUGCUCGCGUGGCUGCGGCGGCCGCAGCUGCUUCCCAGGCAGCUGCCGCCAAAGCCGCGCAUAGCCAAGGCCAUCGAUUACUUCUCGCGUACCGUGUUCCCCGUCCUGUUUGGAGUCUUCACCUUCGGAUUCUUCCUGGCGUACGCCGUGAUCGGCCCGUCGGCCGAGGAGAACUGGAAACUCAUCGAAUACUAGACGGCGCUAAGGCCGACGUGCACGCGUCAUCGUUGCCGUGUCGUACCGUCAGGUCGAGGAGUGGCGGGGAGCCACCAGCGACGCCCGGUGAAGGUGCACUCGAGAAAACUGUUGCAAGACGUUUACUGCGUUGCUGAAGUUGAGCAUGCUCGAAGCGACAGGACCAACACUGACCCCGUGCUUUUCCCAGCUCUGCGAUCCCCGUACCAGUCCCCUAGUGCACACUUGUUCGCGCGACCACAUAAGUUAGUAUGUCAGAUGCACUCACUUAUUGAGCAAGCUUAUGCUACCACUAUGCUACUUAUUUCGGCGUCUCACUGCGCUGUACAUGCCUGCAUGCGUUAAGGUUUCGGCAGAGGGGUAACCUGAAUGCAGCCUGUUUAGCCUAUCAUCACCCCUGAAUGAUGCAAGGUGACAUCUCUAACCCAUGAUUCGUCGCAAGACGUCAGAAACCAGCGCUGGGGCUCCCCGCCACGUCACGGCACAGCGGUAACACGGUAACGAUAAUACGCGUACGUCAGGUUACAAACACUCACACACACAAUAAAAAAAAGAAAGAAAUAUCUCGUAACUAACCAGAGGCUCGCCCUUCCAACCACCACCCCGCCGAAACCGCCACCCAACGACCACCCCCGCUUCCCGUUGGCAUCACUCCUCCUCACCUCUUCGCCGCAGCCGCAGCAACAGCAGCAAGUAACACUUUGCGUUCGCGCUUGGUCUGUGAUGUCCCUCUCCCCCACACCGACCACCUCCACUUCCCGCUGCUUUUUGCACCGUGCCUUGUUUUUUUGCUGAGUCCAAAAAAAAAGGGUUGUGCUGGGACGCUUCGACAAUCUCCCCGCGUGCCUCCGCGCUUUCCCCCAAACUCCCGGGAGACCGCUUGUUAACUGGCCGCCGCCGACGACGUGCUGCGAGUGGUGCAUCUUUUUCUAUAUGACUUUUUACCGAUACUGUUACGUUAUCGACUCAUCGGUCACAAACUGUAUUGUUGUGACACCGACGGUCAAACGACGACCCGGAGGUGGCUUUGUCGGCGAACGCGCGUGUUUCUGCAGGAGAGGUUUUUUGAGUGCCCGCUUUGGGGGAAGUUGAGAAUAAAAGAAGGUAAAUAAAUGUUGCAGAUAAAUAACUGGGCCAAGCCAAGUUUAUAAGCGCCAAGAAGAUGAAGGGGAAGAAGAGGAGGCUCGAGAAGAAAAUAAAAAAAGAAAGAAGACGUUUACACCGACGAGGCGGGAACGUCAUCGUCGAGGGAGACUCUGCACAGACGAGGCCGUCGCUCUUCUUCCGCCUUCUUCGCUGGCCACCGACUUUCCCGUAUUUCUUCUACAGAGGUUUCAAACUAUAGAGCAUCUUUUUCUCCUGUAGGCAGACACCUUCCACUCUUGUAUGCAAUUCCGUUCUCGCAUAAACACAUGAAAUAAACCAAUUUUUCGAAUUAAA